UUGGCUCGUUUCCGAUCGAGUGUACGGGAAAAAUCGCUAAUGAUGUGCGGCUCGCUCUCGCUAAUACUGGUGAUCAAACGCUGUUAGAUUUAACGGAAUGGAAUAAGACACGCACUGCAGAGCUCGCGCGGUGCUUUGCGAAUCAUAUACCAGGAGCAAAAUUUUAUUUGCUUGCUGUUAACAAUGGUACUAUUGAUGAUACCAAUUUACAACCUGCAGCGGGCUCCGGGAGUUUCAUCACAGAAUGGAACAUCCAUACACAAUGCCUGACCAUUGAAAGUCGUGUCAAUGAUUGUGAUGAAAUCCAGGUUGUACGGGUACUAUUUGCGGAUAUAGUGAAUUAUUCGUUUUUCAGCAACAAUGAUUCCCCACACAUUCAGCUCAAGCUUUCACAGAACAUCGUUAAACUGUAUACUGAUUAUAUAGCUGAUAUUCAGGAACUGCAGCUUUUCCUAAAACUAACGAUGGGAGGUAAAGAAACGAAAAUGUUGACCCCCCUGGAUAUAGGCAUAAAACAUAUAAAACUUGAUGACUUUGAUGCUGAAGAAAGUAUUGUCGACCAUUUACCGGAACCGCCUCAGCAGACGACAGCUGCUCCAGGACGUUUGUUGAAUCUGGAGCAAUCUUCAAUUGCCCUUUCGUGGGGACGCCUUGAUACUACAGGAAGCAUCGCAGGUGAACUAGAAGAUGGUGCUUCAUCUCCAUCCUCCUCUGCCAUAAACGAGGUUGUUGGGACGGAUGACCGAAGUGGACAUUCAACAUUCACACCGUGCACGCGCCGUCGUGGAACCGUUGCGGUACACAAUAUAGCAAAUAAGACAGGUCCACAAAGCAGCGAAAGGGAUAAAAAUGGAUGCAAUCAACUGGGCCAGGAUCCAUAUGAUUUAAAAAAUAUAGCUAACGAUGGUGACUUUUCUGAAGGUAAAACGCAGGGAAGAAAGAAAAGAGUUGCACAAAAACCCAAAGCCAAGAGCCCGUUACCAUCCCUGGUGAAGAGAAUAUGUUACAACAGGGCUACUAGUAGUAAUAAAAAGAGCUGUGACUCAACAGACGUCGCAAAGGUCGUCGAGGAUAUAGAUAUCGCCGAGGACAGUGACGAUUCGUGGCAACCAGACCGAAAAAAGCCGGCUAGAUUGAAUGUUCCACGACAACCCACAAAGCGAACGAAAAGGUCCCCCCCGAUCCAAAAAGCAGCUCGUCCGUCUGGCAUGGUUUAUGUAAGCUCAACUACGACUACUACAACAAUGAAACAAGGGCGCCGGGUUUCGGUCACCAACGUUGAAAAGUCUACAUUUGUUCCGCAACAGGAACCUGCAAAUACAACACAAGAAGAACCUGAUGACUCGCUGGUUGAAGUGUUGCAGCAGAUUCGGGAGAAUCCGAUCUUUGAUGCUCAAGAUUCUUCGACUGGCUCCUUUGGCAACAAGAGGAAGUCCCCCCCGGGUCGCUGUCUGUCUUACGGCAGCACCGUAGAAGUCGUUCCGAGCGAAUCGAUUCAACCUGGAACAGAUAUGGUUCCCGCAAGUUUCUCAAUCUUAAGUUUCGAGCAAGCUUCCGUCGAUAAUGGCCAAUCCGGUACAAAGUUACAAUAUGUGCUAGAUAAUAUUGUCGCCCCGGGGGUUGAGGAACUAGCCCGGUCAUUUGGUAAAAAAAUGCACGAAGCAAAUAAUUACUACGAGCAUCUGGUCGCUAGCUGCGAUCCACUGUUUAAAGCCAUGGCCGAGAAACACGCGCUCUAUCUCCAGCAGGAACAGGCUGCUUCUCGAACAUUGGAUGAAUUUCUGCAGCUGGCUCACAAAUAUAAAAAAGCUCGUCCUACCGAAACCGAACUUGAAAAAAGGAUUGCUGAAGCAGCUGAGAAUGAGCGUCUUUUCAAAAUGCAGCUAACUAAUGAACGCAAUAAGUUCAAAAACGUCAUUGACGAAGCCGCUGGAUAUGAUUGGAACAGCAUGAAGAAAUCUUACGCUAACAUAAUACAAGGAGCUCUAUUUGGUAACGAUUAG
Molecule: messenger RNA, 2003 nt
Organism: Anopheles coustani
Lineage: Eukaryota; Metazoa; Arthropoda; Insecta; Diptera; Culicidae
Exons: 7
Coding region: 465-2003 (512 amino acids)
Source: RefSeq, a predicted model, not a curated record